Solanum pennellii is the source of this 1457-nucleotide messenger RNA. RefSeq names its product protein GUCD1. Bases 111 to 872 code for a protein of 253 amino acids. Lineage: Eukaryota; Viridiplantae; Streptophyta; Magnoliopsida; Solanales; Solanaceae. The transcript has 6 exons. The record is from RefSeq and is a predicted model, not a curated record.
GGACGACAUAACCCUGACAGCCAGAAAGAUCGGACUCUCUUUAUUUCUUACAACAAUUCUUUCUGUGUCAACGCCUCAUCGAUCGAAAGGGACUUUACAAACCAUCUGAGAUGUGGCCAUUAUUUGUUCUAUUGAGCAAGUUUUUGGGAACAGAAGAAGAUAACACCGAAGAAUCAGAAAGGGAUCAUUUAAGUUUGGUCUUAAAACAAUCAUUGGGUCGAGAUGGAUUCCACGGCACAGUUUCCGGCUCAUACUUUGUUGAUGUUCCUCAUAUAAACCAAUUACAUUCGUGGGACUGCGGUCUUGCUUGUGUUCUGAUGGUUUUGAGGUUUCUUGGAAUCAAGGAUGGAAACAUGCAAGAGCUAGAAGAGUUCUGCUGCACUACCAGUAUUUGGACAGUUGAUCUGGCGUAUUUAUUGAAGAAAUUUUCUGUCAGUUUUUCCUACUUCACAGUAACAUUAGGUGCAAAUCCAAGUUUUUCUGUGGAGACAUUUUACAAGGAGCAACUGCCCAAUGAUCUUGUCCGAGUGGAUAUGCUAUUUCAAAAAGCACGUGAUGCUGGUAUAAGUAUAGAGGAAAAAGAAUUGUGGCGCACUCCCCUUGGUAAUGAGGUUUUCAAGAGGUCUCGUUUGAAGAAGAGGCUAAAUGAGUUUGAUCUGGAUGAGUGGGUGGAAGAAAGUAUCGAACAAAUUUAUCUAACUUAUUUGAUUUACAAUUUCAACAUAAAUAGUGCAUAUAUAUAUAUGUUGAUGCUAAAUUUUAUUUUUAAUAUGCCGAGUAUGAGCAGCACAUGCUUGACAUGGGCGAUUCGGUCCAACUCACACCUGAAGAGUCCACUCAAAAAAAUGAUUGGGAAACACACAAGGGAAUAAUCUACAGCAUGGUCUCUGAACGAUGUACAAAGACUCCAAUAAGGUAUUGGAUUGUCACGUUAAGCCGAGACACUUGACGGUGUUCAGAUAGUUGCUAUGUUGUAGCAAAUUGCAGAACUUACACGUGCAUUGGCAGCGUCUGAGGCCAAAAGAGUUGCUGAACCAAACCGUUGAGCAAAUCAAAGAACAAGCCCUCAACCUCGCUCGUCGGCCUACUGCAUCCCGUUCUUCUAAAGGGUCCUUUCCUACCGAUGAUAGUGAUGAUGAUGAAUACAUAGUUUCCACCUCUUAGCUAACAUUCCGUUAAUCAGUGAAAAUUUUAGAAUUUUAUACUUAUUUUGAAAGACUUUAUAAGUCUUUGAAUUAUGAUUUUGGUGUUUUUGAAUGUUUGUUAUUAUAUAUUUUGUAUUAUGUUUCUUGUUUGAUAUGGGCUGAAUUUUAUUUGUAGGUGGGCAACAGAAAUUGGUUACUGUCAAAAAUGUUGCAGAAAAGCGACGGACAUGAUCCUUUUGUCCGUCGCUUUUAUGCAUUUUUUCUUCAGAAAAGCGACGCCAACACAGCCCGUCGUUUUGGAGUGACGUCUGU